Molecule: messenger RNA, 7738 nt
Organism: Neolamprologus brichardi
Lineage: Eukaryota; Metazoa; Chordata; Actinopteri; Cichliformes; Cichlidae
Source: RefSeq, a predicted model, not a curated record
AACAGCAGGAUCCGAGGACCAUUGUCCGUCCCGGUCCCGGAGGGUGACAACACGGGACCUGUUUCAGGACAGGACUGAACGCAACUAACAAAGUACCGGGCUCCCGAGAACAUUUCCUCCGAGAACAGGGAAAACUGGAUAUUUAAAGGGCAAAGAAACCGUCUAAUAUGUGUUUUUAAAGGACAGGUCCCGAUCUGAAACAUUCAUAUUCGACUGUUUACUUCUUGCAGCUGCUGCUGAAGGAAUCGGUCAAGUGUGCUGAACUUUGGACUUUGCAACUUUGCUGCUCUGGUUAAAUUCAGCUGCACUAUUUUGGGCAUUAUUAUCACGAGACGCGGUUAUUAGCUCACCGGAUCUGGACAUGAUCGCAGUAAAAUUAAUGUCAAGCUUUCCCGUGGUAAACACAGUUUCCUGAUAAUGGUCAUUGCUGGUUCUUUUUUUGAAGUGCACGUUGGAGGUUACUAAUUAAGGAGCGAUUUUGAUUUAAAUUAAUGAGGCGUGCGCUCUCGUGGGCAACUCCCGCUUCUGAUAAGAGCUCAGUCCGCGAGGGAAGGUGACACUCGCUGCCAGCGGAGUAAAAAAGAAAACGAGUGAAGCUGUGUGCACUCACGGGGACAUUUUGCUUACUUUUAUGUAGAAAUUUUAACUGUAUCAGGGAUGGAGCUGUUCGGCAGUUCGCAGAUGCGCUUUUGAAGAUUGCUGCAGAUUGUAGGGACUAGUUUACUAAAGUUUGGGUUCUUUUUACGGCACAAACCAGCGAGUAAAACACGGCUGAGAGAUCUUAUUUAACCCUUGGGAUCGAACUACAACGAAGGAGCUCCCCUCGAGCCCGCACCAUGGCCACUAGCUCGCGGGACAGCUGCUUCUGGUUGCUCUGGAGACGCACCCUCCUCGCGCUUUGGCUGUGCGCUGUAGGAGCGCGUGCAGCGGAAGGGAGCGCGUUUAACACAGAGGCAUGGCUGAGGAUGUACGGUUACUUGCCCCAGGCUAGCAGACAGAUGUCGACCAUGCGAUCAGCUCAGAUCCUGUCCGAUGCUAUCAGCGACAUGCAGCGAUUCUACGGUUUGGAGGUCACUGGAGAGAUCGACGCUCAAACUCUAAGUGCCAUGAAGAGACCCCGCUGCGGUGUGCCUGACAAGUUUGGAGGCCAGAUCAAAACCAACGUUCGGCGGAAACGUUAUGCCCUCACUGGACAUAAAUGGAACAAAAAGCUCCUCACUUACAGUAUUCAGAACUACACUCCAAAAAUUGGAGAGUAUAACUCGUUUGAGGCCAUCAGGCGGGCCUUUAAAGUCUGGGAGAGGGUCACCCCACUGAGCUUUGACGAAAUCCCCUACCAGGACAUCAAAUAUGGACGCCGUAAGGAGCCCGACAUCAUGAUCUUCUUCGCUUCAGGUUUUCAUGGAGACAGCUCUCCUUUUGAUGGGGAGGGGGGCUUUCUGGCUCAUGCCUACUUCCCUGGACCUGGAAUGGGUGGAGACACGCAUUUUGACUCUGAUGAACCAUGGACCAUAGGGAACCAUAAUGUACAAGGUAAUGACCUCUUCCUGGUAGCAGUCCACGAGCUGGGACACGCCCUGGGCUUAGAGCAUUCCAACAAUCCUCUUGCCAUCAUGGCUCCCUUCUACCAGUGGAUGGAAACGGAGAACUUCCAGUUGCCAGAGGAUGACCGGCGGGGGAUACAACAGAUCUAUGGUCCUCCUGACAGCAGUCCCACCCAGGCCUUGCCUACAGUGGCACCACGUCGCCCAGACCCCAGACCACCUCAAACACCUCCUCGGCAACCUGAUAGGCCCAGGACCACCGAAAGGCCAGAUCAUUAUGGACCCAAUAUCUGUGAGGGGAACUUUGACACUGUUGCUAUGCUCCGAGGAGAGAUGUUUGUCUUCAAGGGCCGCUGGUUCUGGCGUGUGCGUAGGAACAGGGUUCUGGAUAACUACCCCAUGCCAAUCGGUCACUUUUGGAGGGGUCUCCCUGGCGACAUUGAUGCUGCAUAUGAGAGACAUGAUGGCAGGUUCGUCUUCUUUAAAGGAAACAGAUUCUGGCUUUUCAGAGAGGCUAACCUGGAACCAGGCUACCCACUUGAGCUAGUCGAUUAUGGUAUAGAUAUUCCCUACGACCGAAUAGACACAGCCAUCUGGUGGGAGCCAUCCGGCUACACUUACUUCUUUCAAGGAGACAGGUCAUACACCUACUUCUAUAAGGGUUCCAAGUACUGGAAGUUUGACAACCACCGUAUGAAAAGCGAACCGGGCUAUCCAAAAUCCAUCCUGAGAGAUUUCAUGGGCUGCAGCGUGGACCUGGAUCCCGACAGAGACACGGACACGGACUCGGGCCGCAAAUACCCAGAUGUAAGCCGCCCGCCAUUUAACCCCGACGCAGGACGUGACGGCGACAAGGGCAAAGACCGGGACGGAGCAGAUCGCGGAGGAACAGACAAAGACAAAGGCUCAGACGGCGACAAAGAUCAAGACUCUCGCGAGGGACGUGAGGAGAAGACCAACGAGGUGGAUGUGGUACUGAAGGUGGACGACAGCCAGGAGCGGACCAUGAGCAUCCUGAUGGUAACCAUCCCACUGGUCCUGGUGCUGUGCAUCCUGGGACUGAUCUAUGCCAUCAUCAACACGCUGCAGAGCAAAGGGGCGCCGCGCCUGCUGGUGCACUGCAAACGCUCGCUUCAGGACUGGGUCUGACCCCCGAUGUUAGGUCUUUGAACGCUGAACUUGAUUUAAACCUUAGAUGCGCCCUCCUCCUCUAAUCUAGCCCUCUUCCCAGUGAUCCAUCUGUCUCCAGUCUCUGUGCUCAGUGGCUCCUGCAGCUCUGUGGUAGUAGAUCCAUGCAAAUACUGUAAUGAUACAUAGGCACACACAAACUAGACGCGAGCGUAACUUAUGUCUUACAUUCUCAAACACACACAGACACACACACACCUCUCUAACCUCCUCCUGUCUCCCAUGGUGCUCUACAAUGCAGUGACUGUAGUCUAUUUAUAUGAGAGAAGUUUGCACAUAGUUUUGUUCUUUUUGUUUUGGUUCAUUUUAUGUGACUUUUUUGUUGUUGUUGUUAUUAUUACUUCUAAACCAGGAAGGCCGGUCUAUUCUCUCUCACAUCUCCGCUCCGCCCUCCUCCUUCCCCUUAUCGCCGUAGGGGCUUUUUCCUCGCCGAUAACCCGACAUCAGCUUAUGCUAUCUCAGUUGCCACAAAAGGAAGAAAUUCAAAGCAUUAAAACGAUUUGUAGACAGACCACAGUGCUUCAAGCGGGGUCCAGAAGGGUUCUUUCCUUCCUCUCGUCAGCUCCGUGUUUCUUAUCUUUCCUUUUCUCUGCAGGCGAAUCUGUGAAGAGGUGUUUUGGGACCUGCAACGAGCUCAGAUAUUAUUUUCUUUGACUCUUCUUGAUGGUGAUUAGGGUGUGAUUGUAAGUCUGAAGGUUAAUUCAGAGUUCAGAUUGUUAGUCAGAGGAGGGCAGGUUUGUUUUUAAAUCAUUAAAUCUUAUUGUUGCAGUCUCUCCUAUUUAUGUUAAUAAUAACUCUGUAUUCACUGUGAGAUCUGAGAAGGUUACGUGUAUAUCAGUCAAACAGGGUUUAAACAAACAAGAUAAUAAAGCCAGAGCUGCGCGGCUAUUACGUACUUUUAAUUUCUUGUAACCUUCCUGAACAUAUUAUUUAUUUAGACAAUGCAAAGUAGUGAAAAAAGACAUUUUUCUAGGUAUAUGAUACAGUAGCCUAAGACUGACAAUUGGCUAUUUAACUUCAUUGACAAACAAAUCGAUGCACUCUGCAGACACGCAGUGUUACUCUAUGUCUGUAUCCACUUUUGUCUCUGGAAAAGAUUUAGUUUUCCAGUCCGGCAGCUAUAAAAGCUUUUAAGCUUUUCAACCUCACUCGUGUUUUUAUGCCAGUAGACAGAAUUAACCAGCAACACAGUCACAUGAUUCUAUAAUCAACAGAGAGAGCGGUCAGUUGGUUUUCUGUCCGUAAAUUAAGAUAAGAUAAACAGAAUAUUAACUUCCACAGUGUUUUAUGUUACUGUCACGUUCUCUGUGAUUGUCUCACUGAGGUUUCAGGCCAUCGUGUAGUCAUUUUGAUAUCAGCCCGUAUACUUUUAUGAUUACAUAUAUACAACAUAACAGAUAGAAACAUUGGCACUGCGAAUAAAUUAACCCUUUAAGGUCAGAUGACUAAUGCCUUCCAUAUCUUGUGUUCACACUGAUGGACAGUAGGUCUGCCUUCUUUCUUUCCCUUAUUUGGAAGCUUGUCUUGUUAAAGACCUCUCUGGCUGAAAGGAUAAAUAGACUAUAAAGGGGACCUCUUCCUUUAGUUCUCAACUGUGGGGCUAAUUCUCAGAGAUCCUCUUUUAUGUCAAAAAUGAGACCCGUCCUUUGUGCCGUGAAGGAGAUGGACUAAUAGUUAAUGAACAAAGUCAGCUCACUGUGAAAUAACACAGGAGGGAGAGCAUCUGGGUGUGCGAGAGAUAUAAAAGGGGGAAACAAAGCAUUCACGGAGUGCAGCUCGUCUAUCAUGCAUCUUUUACUGCUAGUGUUUUUUAAAGAAACUUCUGGGAUGAUAUGCAGUCUUACUGUAAGCACCAGGGUGGGCUCAGGCCAUGAGGGCUUAUGUGAACACAGACUAAUCCUCCUCAUCAAAUAACAGCAGGUGUGCGCAAAUGCCGUUAACCUCUAAACUAAACUUUGACCUUACCGAGUCAAAACAGUCGGCUUUCGUUUCAUCUCUCGAGAAGGCAUGCACAGAAAAUUGCCUCUUUAUUACGCAGAGUUCUCAGUCUUUGUCAGUGCAUUCAGACACACAUUGGAAAAUUGGUGUAAAACGGUUGCUACGCUGAUAAAGAGUCACGAAAGGCUAAAACCAAGUGUGGUGACCUUUUAAAGUCAACAUUUUUCUUAAUGGCAGCGAUUUAUCUCAUCGUGAUGAGUUUAUGCCUGAAGAUAAGGCAUAAAAUGAGUGUGUGAGUGAAAGUGUUUAGAGGUUUGAUUUCAGACAUAAAUUGGAGGAAGGUUUAUCUGAGGUAGCAUUUAGAGCUAAGCUGCCACUCUGACCUGGGGGGGUGGGGGGUUGGCUCAGCUCACACAGCUCAGGUUACACAAACGGGGAGGGUAUCGAGAGUCUGAAUUUCUUGCAGCUGAGAAAAGGAAAGGGGGGAGGAGGACUGAGGGAACGCGCCUGACCUCGGCUCCCUGAGCUUGCAAAGUUUAGAUCUCAGGAAUAAGGAAGGGUGGGAAGAAGGAGGAGACAAAGAGAAGAGGGAGAGAGAGUUGGCAACAGCCCAUGUGACCCAGAUUCCCUUGCAAGUUCAGCAGCAGUGCUGGCCAAAGAGGAAACUUUCGCUUACAGUAGGUGACGGGCCUCGUUUAAGAAAGCUUGUAGUUUUGGAUAAGCACAUGCAUGCUUUAGAGCCUCCUUAUUGGCAGCAUUCAUACUUAUUUUCCAUGGAUCCAGUGCUCAUGUCAGUGCAGGUGCAAAGCCAUUUCUGCCUCGGUGCCUUUUAAUAAAGUCACAUUUCCACAGGUGAAGAAUCAAAUAUUAUAAAAGAUGUUGAAUAGUAGUUGGGGUCAUUUCUGUGUUGCGGAUAUUAUGUCAGACAGUCAUGGGAGAAUUUUUCUGUAGAACAUUGUCAUAUCCAAAACAAUGUUUGGUGCCAGCUUUUUGCAGUUCUUGUCAUUUUUUGGCUGAAAUACAUUAAACUUCUAAACUGGGCACCAGCACUCUGUCCAUGGAUAAAAGUGUAAGUGCAUUGGCCUAACCUGAUACUGCUGUUCUGCUAGGCCUCCCACUAAGAGAAGAUAGGGCAAAGUGAGACACCUAAGUAGUCAGACCUGAAGUUAACAGGAUACCCAUACUGAAAGGAGGAAAAGGAAGAGCAAACUCAGCCGUCACCAGAAGUCUGGAGAUUGAUCUGAGGCAGGUCGAUAGCAGUUGCCAGGAAACGGUGUCCCGUGUCCAUCCCUCAUCUCCUCAUCGUGAAGCUUUUGUGGGGAAGGAGGGGUUGGCGGACGCAGCUAAUCAGCUUUAAAAGCACUCCCUCCCCCUCUCCUCUACUGUCCUGCUCUUCCAUUUGGUCCUUCAGGCACAUCAAUGAGCGUUCAGACAGCCCAGCGUCUGGACAGGCUCAGAAAGUGCCUACUCAUUGCGUGAGACACCCAGUUGUUUAUGGAGUUCUUCUUUAUUAAGCCUCCUAUUCUCCUCUAUAACCUCCAAACAAAGAGCCCACAGGGAGUUAACCACUUCAAAGCUAAAGUAACCACUUAAAAAGUCUGAAAGAGAGGUCCAGUGCACCUGAGUUUGCGUCACGCAGAAACACAGUUUUGGUGAUUCAGCAGUUUGAGCGAUUUUCUGUGAGGGGACACCGGCGGGUUUAAUACAGUUUAUUUGUCUCAGGACACCAAGCAGAGGAGAAGUAUUGAAGGGUUAGGAAGGAGAUCUGUCAGGGCUGAUUGAUGCCUGUUUGUGUGCAUGUAGAGGUGUUGAGUUAAUCAGCCCUCCUCUCUAUAAGCUAGGCCUGUGUUCUGACUGUAAAUCUCCCACACUCCACGUCUCUCCACGCUCGGCCCAGCCCUCAAAGCCCGAGGGGAUCAUAAUAAAAACAAUGGCCUUCUCUCUCACUCUCUUUGUCCUCCCCCUAUUUUUCUGUCUCUCUACAUACACACUAACACAUUAUUGUCACACACAGCAACGCUUGCUGGUAGAUCCACCUCCUCGUUCAGCAACUUUUAACACGAUUUGCUUUGAUUUUCGUUGAUGUCACGUUCAGAUUCAAAGCUUGCAAAAGCUGAAGUUCAUUUUGAAGUGCAUAGCCUUAAUGCAAGUUUUAGGUAAGGUUAGGAUAUGCUGAUCUCAGUGUGAGCUUUCAUCUCUCUCAGGAUGUGUUUCUGUAAAGACUGCACGUUAAGCAUUUCUCAUUCAACCCUGAUGUUUUGUUCUUUUUAAUGAACAUCUGUUAAAAUCUCCACAGUCGGUCUGAAGCCAGGUUGUAUUGUAGCCGUGUCUUCUCUCUCCACACAGUGUGCUUUUUAGCUUGCAGCUUCCCACCGUCACAGUGUAUCUCUGCACUGCCUAAUCACUGCAAGCUUCAAAAAGUCGUUGCAUCAGCCCUGUGCAAAACCCAAACUCUAGGAGGAAAAACAGAUUAAUAAAUAACAAACUAAAAAAGAUUAAAACAAAAUCUGUUGGACUUGACAGACUGUUUUCCUGUUUCAGUUUGUCUUGGGUUAACUUUGUGGCUUACAAUGACUCGAGCCAAGGGGAUUGUGGGAUGUCCAGAUGCUUCUCUCUUUUCCCAGAGUGCAUCUCAGCUUGCUCUCUGAGCCCAUCCACUCUGAAACCACUCAUCUGAAAUCACCACUCGGCAAACCCGGCCGCUCAGCUCGGGAAUGAAACAAAAGCAGCACCUGACAAAUGACUUUCAGCAUCCGUCUGCAGCGGAUCAGCUCUCGUCGUGCUUCAAACAGACACUGAAACUGUUGAGUAACUUAGGAAAACUGUUUCCAUCCACUAACUGCAGCUACUGUAGAGAAGAGUAUAUUUUGAAGGAUUCAGUCACUUCUGUGCUGACCAUCGAUAACGAACCAUGGCAUCUCACAGCAUCUCUCUUCAUUACUGCCGGAGUAAUGUUUCAGUGAUUUUCUGAAAAAAAAAACAAACAGAAAAAAAACCCUGUGUGGGACUAGAUGAAAAAAAAAAACCUCUGUUUGUCUUUGAUCAUUUGUCUUAUUUUGAUUUGAUUU